CUUCACGUUUACACAAGUCUGCCUCAGCGCCACACCACUGCGUAGGAAAGGAGAGAGAAGGAAAGGAUAACGAGAUCCUACAAAGAGUUUGGAGCAUGAACAAAUUUACUUUUGCAGUUUUCUUCUUGGCACUGGGUUUUCUUGUCUGCGAAGGGGGUAACCCAUGCUGCUCAGAGCCAUGCCAGAACAAGGGUGUUUGCACUGCACUAGGAGCAGAUCAUUACGAAUGUGAUUGCACAAGAACAGGAUAUCAUGGACACAACUGCACAACGCCUGAAUUCCUCACCUGGAUCAAAGUAUCCCUGAAGCCGUCGCCCAACACUGUCCACUACCUUCUCACCCACUUUAAGGGCUUCUGGAACAUCAUCAACAACAUCUCAUUUCUCCGGGAUGGCAUCAUGAAAUAUGUGCUGACAUCUCGAUCCCACUUGAUUGAUAGUCCUCCGACUUUCAAUGCUGAUUAUGGUUACAAAAGCUGGGAAGCUUAUUCCAACCUUUCUUAUUAUACGCGCUCCCUUCCGCCUGUGCCGGAGGAUUGCCCAACCCCUAUGGGGGUAGUAGGUAAAAAGGAGCUACCUGAUGCGAAGCUAUUGGCUGAGAAGCUUCUGAUGAGAAGAAAGUUCAUCCCGGACCCGCAGGGCACCAGCCUGAUGUUUGCAUUUUUCGCACAGCAUUUCACACACCAGUUCUUCAAAUCUGAUAUGAAGAAAGGACCUGCUUUUACCCUCGCUCAAGGUCACGGGGUGGACCUCAGCCACAUUUAUGGAGACACCCUGGAGAGACAACAUAAGCUCAGACUAUUCAAGGAUGGCAAGCUUAAACAUCAGAUCCUGGAUGGAGAGAUGUACCCCCCAACAGUAAAGGAAGUGGGAGCCGAAAUGCACUACCCCCCUCAUGUUCCCGAGUCCCACCGCUUCGCUGUGGGCCAUGAGGCGUUCGGCCUGGUACCCGGUCUGAUGAUGUACGCCACCAUCUGGCUGCGGGAGCACAACCGGGUGUGUGACGUGUUGAAGGAGAUCCACCCUGACUGGAACGACGAGAGGCUCUUCCAGACCACCCGGCUCAUUCUGAUUGGAGAGACUAUCAAGAUUGUGAUCGAGGACUACGUGCAGCACCUGAGUGGCUAUAACUUCAAGCUCAAGUUUGAUCCUGAGCUGCUGUUCAACCAGCGCUUCCAGUACCAGAACCGUAUUGCGUCUGAGUUCAACACCCUGUACCACUGGCACCCCCUGAUGCCUGACUCCUUCCACAUUGAGGAGAAAGACUACAGCUAUAAACAGUUUGUCUUUAACACCUCCGUAGUGACCGAGCACGGCAUCGGAAACCUUGUAGAGUCAUUCACCAAUCAGAUUGCUGGACGGGUUGCUGGCGGCCGAAAUGUUCCAGGACCUAUUAUGUAUGUAGCCAUUAAAUCCAUUGAAAACAGCAGACAGAUGCGCUACCAGUCUCUGAACGCGUACAGGAAACGAUUCUCCAUGAAGCCCUACACCUCUUUUGAAGACAUGACAGGAGAGAAAGAGAUGGCUGAAUUGCUUGAGGAGUUCUACGGCCACGUCGAUGCUGUGGAGCUCUACCCAGGUCUGCUGGUGGAGAAACCCAGGCAGAACGCCAUCUUUGGGGAGACCAUGGUGGAGAUGGGGGCUCCUUUCUCACUCAAGGGCUUAAUGGGAAACCCUAUCUGCUCCCCGGAGUACUGGAAACCGAGCACAUUCGGAGGCAGCGUGGGCUUCGACAUCGUCAACACCGCCUCGUUGCAGAAGCUGGUCUGCAAUAAUGUACGGGGCCCCUGUCCCAUUGCAUCCUUUCACGUGCCCGAUGUCAAAGAAACGGGGUCCACAAUAAUUAACUCAAGCUCAUCACACUCAAGCGGAAGUGAUAUCAACCCUACGGUCAUUUUAAAAGAAAGGACUAGUGAGCUCUAAUGUUUUUUAUGAGGUUAAUGUUUUUUAAUGUAUGUAUUUAUUUAUUUAUUUAUUUCUGUAUUUAUUCUAUUCUAUUUAUUUAACAUGAUAUUUUAUAUGCCAUUUUUUAGAUAAAUGUAUGUGGUAAUGUUAAUUUAUUGAAAGAUUAAUUGUAUUAUUAUAUAAGUUAUUGUUACAGUAAUGACCUCAGACACUGCAACUUGAUACUUGAAAGUAAGUUUAAAAUUUCAAAUAUAUAGCAACGUACAUGUUCUUAAAGGUAUUCUGAUUCUGAUUCUGAUAUACGCUCGUUAUUUUCCCUUGGAUCAAAUGCAUGCUCUUUCAUUAAUGUUCAUGCAAGUGAACGGCUGUCACAGGACACCACAGUGAACUGUUUGACAGACAAUCAUAGAGUGCAAUAGUGAUGCACACAGUGAAUUUAAUGACUGAUUGAUCUCUUGAUCUAAUGUUACAUAGUGUAGAGCGAUUCUUUUUUUAGUAUUGUCUUACUGAAUUGUUUUGCUUACGUUUUUGUAUUGGCUUAGGUUUAAAAUGACGUUAAUGACUCAGCUGCACUUUUUUUUUUAAAUAAAUUGUGUGUUUUACUUGAAAGGGAUUAACAAAGUGAUGUACUGCAUGUAACCAGAUUGUUAGUUUUGUUCUCAGUGCGUAUUGACUUGCAAGAUGACAUUAAUAAAUGUUUCCUGGAAAUGGAGUUUUUAAGAAAUUAA
Messenger RNA from Eleginops maclovinus (Patagonian blennie), 2632 nucleotides. It is a transcript of the gene ptgs2b, whose product is annotated as prostaglandin-endoperoxide synthase 2b. The coding region runs from base 96 to 1922 and encodes 608 amino acids. The record is from RefSeq and is a predicted model, not a curated record. Gene Ontology annotation, molecular function: heme binding; peroxidase activity; oxidoreductase activity, acting on single donors with incorporation of molecular oxygen, incorporation of two atoms of oxygen. Gene Ontology annotation, biological process: cyclooxygenase pathway; response to oxidative stress. NCBI's taxonomy places the organism in Eukaryota, Metazoa, Chordata, Actinopteri, Perciformes, Eleginopidae. Gene Ontology annotation, cellular component: neuron projection; cytoplasm. The transcript is spliced from 10 exons.